Tetrahymena thermophila SB210 is the source of this 501-nucleotide messenger RNA. Its product is annotated as transmembrane protein, putative. The transcript has a single exon. The record is from RefSeq and is a predicted model, not a curated record. NCBI's taxonomy places the organism in Eukaryota, Ciliophora, Oligohymenophorea, Hymenostomatida, Tetrahymenidae.
AUGAAUAGUAACUUCUAUUAAUGUUAGAACUAUUAUAAUCUUUCUGCUAAAGGUGAUGGACUUUUGAUUCUGGUUUGUUUUUAUCAAAUAUUUACAUUCUUACAUGUUAGCCUAUUAAAAAAAUUUACAAAUUAAUCAUAAAAUAAGUUUACAAAUCUAAAGUAAAUUGCUUCUUAUAAUAAAUAAAUAUAUAAAUAAAUUUUUUUAAAGUGUAAACUCCUCAAAAAAAAAAAAAUUAAACAUAAAAAUAAAUAAUAUUUAUUUGUUAUUAAAUAAAAGAUAGGGUAAGCAAAAUUUUUGUAUUUUUUGUAUUUUUAGUAAUUGCUUUCAAUAGAAUUUAACAAAUUUAUAAAAUUUCAACAAAGACUGAUCUGCUGCUGCUAAGAAAUAUUAAAAUGUGUAAAUUCCCCACUCUAAAGUUUGCUAAAGAAAGUAUAAUGUAAAGAAGGGAAUUAGAACUAUAAAAGCGAUGCAAUAAUAAAAUAAGUGCAAAACUAGUGA